AUGGUGUACAGUGAUCUAGAGGUGCAAAUCACAAGAUGCCGCGAGCAGAUCGAGAACAUCAUGCCUCAUGCCUAUGAACAUAAACUGAAAGAGUUCCCAGUGGAGCAGAAGGAACGCGACAAAAGGAUGGCUGCAGAGCAUGGGCUAAAUUGGCCCGCCGUCCAACGCCUAGAGCAUCUGAAAUCUAUCCUGGAAUGGGCUCAGAGCAAUGCCAUCAAGGACAAAUAA
Messenger RNA from Penicillium robsamsonii, 228 nucleotides. RefSeq lists its product as uncharacterized. The record is from RefSeq and is a predicted model, not a curated record. Bases 1 to 228 code for a protein of 75 amino acids. NCBI's taxonomy places the organism in Eukaryota, Fungi, Ascomycota, Eurotiomycetes, Eurotiales, Aspergillaceae. The transcript has 2 exons.